Protopolystoma xenopodis is the source of this 528-nucleotide messenger RNA. The record is from the annotation of a GenBank genome assembly. NCBI's taxonomy places the organism in Eukaryota, Metazoa, Platyhelminthes, Monogenea, Polystomatidea, Polystomatidae.
AUGGCGUCUAACUUAUCUGAUGGUAACCAGGUGACGUCUUCAACUUUUCCCCCUACCUCCCAUCGGCCGGUUACCACUUCCUCUUCGCCAGGGCUUCAAGUCACCUUUUUACUCUUAAGCCUAUCCGGCCUCGCAUUACGUCAAAUAUGUCAUAUUCCCAUCUGCAUUAUCUCUCCUCGCCUCCGGCUCUCUCUCCCUCUCUCUCUCACCUCCACCCCUUCCUUCCUUCUCUCCUCCUCGUUCGUCCGCUCUCCAUCUCGCCUCCCUCAAUUCCUCGUGUUCCGUUACUUCAACGUACCAUUGUACUUUUCACUUUACUCCACUUUGUCGUCUCUGAUUGCACCACUUACUUUGCAUUCACGGUUCAGCUACCCCACUUUUUUAGGCUUCUCUGACUUCGGCUCCUCCAUCUUUCCUCUUCCUCUCAUCUCCAUCUCUUUCUCUCUCUCUCUCUCUGCUCUUGGUUUCCGCUCCCGACCCAGAGGAGGCAAGAUACCAUCUCACCUCGUCGUUCGGCCUCUCUUCUGA